Molecule: messenger RNA, 6596 nt
Organism: Astyanax mexicanus (Mexican tetra)
Lineage: Eukaryota; Metazoa; Chordata; Actinopteri; Characiformes; Acestrorhamphidae
Gene: epn3b
Product: epsin 3b
Exons: 10
Coding region: 572-2350 (592 amino acids)
Biological process (GO): endocytosis
Cellular component (GO): plasma membrane; endosome; clathrin vesicle coat
Molecular function (GO): clathrin binding; phospholipid binding
Source: RefSeq, a predicted model, not a curated record
UCUCUUUCUCUGCAUCCCUCGAUCCCAUCCCUUUCCCACUAUAUCUCUCCUUCUCUCCUCCUUCCAUUCUCUCGCUCUGUCCCCCUCCCUCACUCCCUUCUACUACUGCUCUCCCUCUCUCUCUUUCUCUCUCUCCCCUCCUACACACUGUGUGUAUGAGCGAGCGAGAGGCUCAGUGAGUGUGUGAGUGUAUCUCUCUCUCUCUCUCUCUCUCUCUCACUCUCUUUUUUUCUCUGUGUGUGGUUUGGCUGCUCUGCUGCUUCAUUAGCCCACAGCCUCCCUCUCUCUCUCUCUCUCUCUCUCUCUUCUGCAGCAGCAUCAGUGUGACAGGCGGCCGAGCGAGCCCCGUGAAGAGCAGAGAGAGAAAAGAGAGAGAGAGGGAGAGAAGGAGGGAUACACUCACACACUCACAUGAAGACACACUCCUGAUUCACUCGUCCUACCUCCACCGUCCAAAGACCCGCCCACACACACCCUUACACACUCUUACACACACACACACACACACUCUUACACACUCUUACACACACACACACACUCUUACACACACACACACGUGCUCGCCGUAGCCAUGACGACCUCAGCCCUGCGGCGGCAGGUGAAGAACAUCGUUCAUAACUACUCGGAGGCGGAGAUUAAGGUGCGGGAGGCGACCUCUAAUGACCCCUGGGGUCCGUCCAGUUCCCUGAUGUCUGAGAUUGCGGACCUGACCUUCAGCGUGGUGGCCUUCAGCGAGGUCAUGGCCAUGGUCUGGAAACGCCUCAACGACCACGGCAAGAACUGGAGACACGUCUACAAGGCGUUGACUCUUCUGGACUAUCUGGCGAAGACGGGUUCGGAGCGGGUGGCCCAGCAGUGCCGGGAGAACGCCUUCACCAUCCAGACGCUGCGGGACUUCCAGUACGUGGACCGAGACGGGCGGGACCAGGGCGUGAACGUCAGGGAGAAGGCCAAACAGUUGGUGGCACUGCUGCGGGACGAGGAACGUCUCCGUCAGGAAAGAGCCCAGGCUUUGAAGACCAAAGAGAGGAUGGCAGGUGGAGGUGGAGGGGGAGGUGGAGGGGGCGGAGGUACAGGAGGUGGAGGGGGAGGGGCUUAUCCCAGUAGGAGGAGCAGCCAGCCUAGUAUGGCCGCCCUGUACGGCGAAGAGUUCAGCCGAUCCAGAGAAUCACCGUCGUCAUUUAACUCAUCUGCAUCUUCUCCCAGAGCGUCAGAGUUGGAACAGUCCCGACCUCAGACCAGCGGAGAGGAAGAGCUACAGCUACAGCUGGCACUCGCCAUGAGCAGAGAGGAGCAGCGAAGCCGGCAAGGGGACGACACACACCUUCAGAAAGUUCUGGAGCAGAGCCGGAGAGAGAGCGAAUCAGGACAAGGCGAGUCAUCCAUGCUUGAUCUGGUGGAUAUAUUUGGGCCUUCGACUGAAGCGCCACCUAGUGACGACCCCUGGGACGCCCAGCCCACCUGCCCGAUGACCUCCGACCCGUGGGAGGCUGUUGCUGUAGUAAAGUCUAGUACUCCUGUAGUCGGCAGUCCUUGGACGGCCCGGCCCUCUUCAGGAAGCCCCUCCCACCCGUGGGGAAACAGCCAAACACCUCCAGAUCCCUGGGGAGCUCCGCCCACCGACCCAAGCCCUAAAUCUGCAGAACAUGUAUGGAGGAGUCCGGCUCGGACAGCCUCAGUGGUAAUCGACCCGUUCUCCAUCCGGGAGGAGGAAGAGGAGGAAGAGGAGGAGGAGCUGAGAGAACAGGAAGAGAGGAAGGAAGAGAGGAAAGAUGGACGGGAGGAGGGGCCUAACAGUGUGUUCAGCCCACGCUGCAGUAGCCCAGCAGAUGUAGACCCGUUUGUGGAGUUGGUGGUGGGGGGACAGGUGAACGGUAGGAUCGAGGACAGUCCGGUGACCUUUGACCUGUCUCGUCUGGGUCCUCCACUGGAGUCGGUGACGCCUAGAAUGUGCCGGACGCCUGAGACGUUUCUGGGUCCGACUGCUGCUUCUCUUGUAAACCUGGAUACACUGAUCCCAACAAACCCACCGGCCAAGAGCAGAAACCCCUUCCUCUCAGGUCUGAGUACUCCCUCGCCCACUAACCCAUUCCACUGUGAGCAGCCCAGACUGACUCUCAAUCAGAUGCGUCCAAGUUCCACGUCUCCCCAGCCUCCCCACACUCUGUCCUACAGCGCCUCCCUGCCCCUGCCAAUCCAGCAGCCACAGCGCCCGUCACUGCCGUCGUCCUUCACCCAGCCCCACCACGGCCUGCUGGAGAUGCCCAGCAACCUGCCCCAGCCCCUACUGCCCCUGUCCCCAACGCCGGCCCACCAAACUCACUUCCACAGCCACAACCCCUUCCUCUGAAAACUGGAUCAGAAUUUCCUCCGUUCACACCUAUUCUGAAUCUUGAUUCUGAUUCAGAACUGAACUAGAACUACAAACUCAUUUAAAAGUGAUCUGGGUCAGAAUCACAUAUAUUGACACUUGUCCUGCUUUUGAACUGAACUGCAGAUGCUGGUGAAAGUAAUCUGGAUUAGAAUCCUACCCAUUCACACCUAGUUUGCUUUGGAACUGAAAUACAGACACUUUUGAAAAUCAGAAUCACAUCUAUAUACACCCAGUCUCCUUUGGAACUGAAUUACAGACGCUUGUGAAAGUGGUCUGGAUCAGAAUCACAUCUAUUCACACAUUAUCUGCUUUUGAACUGAAUUACAGAUGCUGGUGAAAGUGAUCUGGAUCAAAAUCCUGCCCAUUGACACCAAGUCUGCUUUGGAACUGAAUUGCAGAUGCUCAUGGAAGUGAUCUGGAUCAGAAUCAUAUCUGCAGUAUUCACACCUAAUCUGCUUUUGAACUGAAUUACAGAUGCUGGGUACAGUGAUCUGGAUCAGAAUCCUGCCCAUUCACACCUAGUCUGCAUUUGAACUAAAUUACAGAUGCUGGUGAAAGUGAUCUGGAUCAAAGACACCCCCAUUCAUACCUAGUCUGCUUUUGAACUGGUUAAAGUGAUCUAUGUGAACUAUGAUCUGAACUCUACAACCUCAGCUCAACAAUCUGAUUCAGAAUCACAUGUCCACACAUACUCCGCUUUCAAACUGAACUCUACACGGAGCUGGACCUAAUGUGGAAUGCACACUGGACUAUGCACUAAAACAGGUUUAACCUUGGUAUUUUGAGGCUGUUUACACUUUGAAUUUACAUUGUAUUGUUUCAUGUCCAGAUUGAAUCUGGAUAAACUCACUGAAAUACAUUUAUUUUAAUGUGCCAGGAUCUGGUGUUCGUGGCCUGUCCACAUCUGGAUUUUUUUUAUAUUAUCUAAUCUUAAACAAGGUGUAAGCAGCCUCUUUGUUUCACAGUGAACAAACUGAUCUAAUAUAAUUCUCUCUGAAUGUGACUAAAUGACACUUUAGGUUUUAGGGUUUCGUCCUUAGAGAAGCAAUCUCGAUUAGAAUUGUUUCUGUUCACACUGUUCACUCAGAAUUAAAACUGGACUAGAUAGUCAAUGUGAACAAUUCUGUUCUAAUUCCAUGACUAAUGCUAAUCAGAUCUUUUGAGAUGACUGUCCACACUGCUAUUUGCAAUGAGGCUUAAAUCACUUGAAAUCUGAUUCAAGCAUCUGACGCGUCCAAACUGAGACAAAAAUGUAAUCACAUUUCAAACCACCUCGAAAUUUGGUUUAAAUCCUAUUUAAAAAAAUAAGAAUUAAUGUGUUUUUUUGGCUGUUCAGAUUUGAAAAGCUCAAUCUGAAUACAUAUAUCUAAAUAUGCCAAAAAAACAGAUUUGGGCUGGCAGUCUGAACAUAGCCUAAACUACACUUUAGGAGUUAGGGGUUUGUCUUUAGAGAAGCAAUCAGGAUUGUUUCUGUUCACAUUGUUCACUCUGAAUUAGAACUGGUCUACAGAUUCAGUGUGAACAAUUCAGAAUAUACAAUAUUCUCAUUCUGUUAAUGUGACUAACGCUGUGUUCAGACUACAGACAAUUUAGAUUUUUGUCUCAAAUCAAAUCUGUUGAGACGACUGCCCACAAUAUUAUCUAUGUGUAAAUUAAAGAUGUUGAAAUCAAUUUAAAUCUGAUUGAAGAGUUUAAUCCAGAACAAAACAUAAUUGUAAUCACAUUUCAAACCAAUUUGGUUUGAAUCUGAUUUGGAAAAAAUAAUUUUGAAUUAUUUUGGAUUUUGGCUGUCCAAACUUGCAAAACUCAAUCUGAAUACAGAUUUCUAGAUUCCUAAAAAAAUCACAUUUGGGCUGAGAGUCUGAACAUAACUUAAAAAUUACACAUCUCAAGAUCUGGAUCUGGAUCAGAAUAAUUUCUGUUCACACUGUUUACUCUGAAUUAGAACUGGUCUACAUUGUCAUACAGUGUGAACAAUCAAUCCUAAACAAACAAUAGAAUGAAUGUGACUAAAUGCCACUUUAGAGUUUAGAGCAUCGUUCUCUGAGGAACAAUCUGAAUCAGAUUAAUUUAUGUUCACACUUAAUGCGAUUAUUUUUCUACUUAGUGUAAACCGGCUAUUCAAUACUCCUCUUUAGCGAUUUGAUAACACCUACAGCCUUUAGCAUGCUGCUUAUGAAUUCUGAGAUGGGCUUUGACUGUCAAUCAGCAUGACUCCUCCCCCACCUACACCACUCAACCAAUAGCGUUUGACACUGCUUGAGCUGUCAAUCAACAGGACACGCCCCUGUUAGACCUGAAGUGGACAGGACUGAGUUAUUAACAGGGGAAAACCAACUUUUCAGGAAAACCGUCAUGAACUGAAGCUUCACCGAGAAUGAAUGAUCCUUAGCACCUCCCCUUUUUGUAACUCCGCCCCCAAACCCUGCCCUCCUCAGAGCUUCUUCAUGUUCUGUUGCCUUCUGUUUAACGGUCGAUACGAGGUUGUGAAUCACACGACCCCCAGCCUAAACAGGGUCCAGCACUGAUUGUAAACCCCUCCUUCUGACCCGCCCCCACAGAACCGCAGUGCAUUCUGGGCCGGACCUCAGGAGCCCCUCCCACCAAAACCAACCUGCACAACCAAUGAACUGCUCACAAACUACAGUCUGCCUUCUGAUAGGUUCCUGUGGAGCUUCUGGUGGUUCUUAACUCUGGUUCUGGAGAAUGAUUGGUGAUUUUGCAGCUCUAAGAUCUCAAAGAUUCAACCAAUAAGAAAGCGAUGCAGUUCCAACCAUGGAAUCUGAUUGGUGGAACAGCCUAUGUCACGACUAUGUAGUUACGUUAAUUAAAGCUACUGAUGCUCGUUCUUAGAAAGGCUAACAUUGAACAAACAAUGCAUGCAUGCCGACAUUUUUUGGUUAGUCCAAUGUUUUCCGAAAGUUACAGUUAACGUUCUUAAAUCAUUCAAUUUGUCAAUUUCUCAGAAUGUUUUUGGAUUUUAGUAAUCAUUUUAAGUUAUGGUAAUGUUACUUUUAACAUUCCCAUAAUGUUAUUAUUCGUUUAGCUGGGAACGUUUUGAAAGUUACAGUUAAUAUUCUUAAAAUAUUAAAUAUACCAAUUUUUCAAAAUGUUCUUAGAAUGUUUUUAUAUUUUGGCAACCAAUUGAAUUUUUAGGAAUGUUACUUUUAAUGUUAUUAUAAUGUUAUUAUUUGUUAAGCUUAGAAAGUAAUAUGAGAAAUGUUGAUCCAAAUCAUUAUUGUGUCACAUUUUCAGAAUUUAAGGCUGACAUUGAACAAACAAUUGAUGCAUCCCAACGAUUUUUGGUUAUUCUAAUGAUUUUGGAAAGAUACAGUUAACAUUCUAAAAACAAUCAGUUUACGAAGUUUUCUGAAUGUUCUUAGAAUGUUUUUUUUUUUACGCUUUUAAACGUUCUAGUAAUAAUUUUAAGUUUUGGUACUUAACUCUUAUUUACCCAUAUCCAGAAGAAAUGUAAUCACAUUUUUUAAACCACUUCCAAAUUUGGAUUAAAAUCAAGUACUUUUUGAAUUCUUUUGGUUUCUGGCUGUGCAGAUUUGCAAAUCUCAAUCUGAAUACAGAUUUCUAGAUUCCCAAAAAUCACAUUUGAGCUGACAGUCUGAACAUAACCUAAACACUACACUUUUUAAGAUCUGCAUCUGGAUCAGAAUCAUUUCUGUUCACACUGUUCAGUCUAAAUUAGAGCUGAUCUGCAGACUCCUAAACAAAUAAUACUCUCUAAAAGAGUUUAGAGUAUUGAUAGAAAGCAUCCCUGAAUAGUUUAUUUGUGAAAAAAACUCCUUACUAAUGGUUUUCUUCUUAAUUUGUCAAUUUUUCUAACUUCAGAGCUUCUGCGCAAAAACAUGAGUUUUAAAACAGACAAACCCACGAAAUGUUCAAUACAGAAGACCUCCAGCACCAGAACUGAGAAGCACUGAUCCACAAGACUGAUUAACAGAUAAAUAAUAAAUAAUAAUCGAUGAAGAAAGAGGCAGACUGAUCUUAUGGUUUAUUGUGAUGCUGAACUAUCCUAUGCUGUCGUUCUUCUGUUGAAGACACUUUUCAUUUAUUGAUAAAUACCAGCUUUUAUUCUUCAACGGACAUCCAUGAAUAUGGUGAUUAUACAUCCAGGUUAAUGAUCAAUGUAUUACGAUACAAGUGGUAUAUAAAUAUAUAUAUAACAGUAUAUUGGUGCGCACCAAUAAAUGAAUGUCAUUUUCAUUUA